AUGUUCAUCAACCGUUGAUUGUUCUCCACUAACCACAAAGACAUCGGCACAUUAUAUCUUCUAUUCGGUGCUUGAGCCGGUAUAGUGGGGACUGCACUUAGUCUUUUAAUCCGAGCGGAAUUGGGUCAACCGGGAACGCUACUAGGCGAUGACCAAAUUUACAACGUAAUUGUCACCGCCCAUGCAUUUGUCAUAAUCUUCUUUAUAGUAAUGCCUAUUAUAAUUGGAGGUUUCGGAAAUUGGUUAGUCCCCUUAAUAAUCGGAGCUCCUGAUAUAGCCUUCCCACGAAUAAAUAAUAUAAGCUUCUGACUUCUACCUCCUUCAUUCCUACUAUUGCUCACAUCAUCAAUAGUUGAAGCCGGAGCAGGAACAGGAUGAACGGUUUAUCCCCCUUUGGCUGGAAACCUCGCACAUGCAGGUGCCUCCGUUGAUUUAACAAUCUUCUCACUACACCUAGCAGGAGUCUCAUCAAUCCUAGGGGCUAUUAAUUUCAUCACCACAAUUAUCAACAUAAAGCCACCUGCUAUAACACAAUAUCAAACACCACUAUUCGUAUGAUCGGUCCUAAUCACAGCUGUACUUCUCUUGCUCUCCCUGCCCGUCCUAGCUGCUGGAAUUACAAUAUUAUUAACAGACCGAAACCUUAAUACUACUUUCUUCGACCCAGCAGGGGGCGGAGACCCUAUCCUUUAUCAACACCUAUUUUGAUUUUUCGGACACCCUGAAGUAUAUAUCCUGAUUCUUCCAGGAUUCGGCAUAAUCUCCCACAUUGUCACAUUCUACUCUGGAAAAAAAGAACCUUUUGGAUAUAUAGGAAUAGUAUGAGCAAUAAUAUCAAUUGGCUUUUUAGGAUUUAUCGUGUGAGCCCACCACAUAUUCACUGUCGGAAUGGACGUUGACACCCGCGCCUACUUCACCUCAGCCACAAUAAUCAUCGCAAUUCCAACUGGCGUAAAAGUAUUCAGCUGACUAGCAACUCUGCACGGAGGAAAUAUCAAAUGAUCCCCAGCCAUGCUAUGGGCAUUGGGCUUUAUUUUCCUUUUCACAGUGGGAGGAUUAACCGGGAUUGUUCUGGCCAACUCUUCACUAGACAUUGUAUUGCACGAUACGUAUUAUGUGGUCGCACACUUCCACUACGUCCUGUCAAUAGGAGCGGUAUUCGCUAUUAUAGGUGGAUUUGUACAUUGAUUCCCGCUAUUCUCAGGUUAUACCCUAAACUACGCAUGAGCAAAAACUCAUUUCUUCAUCAUAUUCGUAGGGGUAAACCUAACUUUCUUCCCUCAACAUUUCCUAGGGCUAUCUGGAAUACCACGACGGUAUUCUGACUACCCUGACGCAUACACAUUCUGGAACGCCAUUUCAUCCUCAGGAUCAUUCAUUUCUUUAACCGCUGUGAUAGUAAUAAUCUUCAUGAUUUGAGAAGCUUUCGCAUCAAAACGAGUGGUAACAAAAACUGAAUUAACAUCAAUAAACCUAGAGUGACUACACGGAUGUCCCCCUCCAUAUCACACAUUUGAAGAACCCACCUUUAUCAAAACCCCUUAA
This is a messenger RNA of Chinchilla lanigera (long-tailed chinchilla), 1545 nucleotides long. NCBI's taxonomy places the organism in Eukaryota, Metazoa, Chordata, Mammalia, Rodentia, Chinchillidae. The record is from the annotation of a RefSeq genome assembly.